AUGCUACCUGUUUGGUCCCCCCGGCCAUCCCUAUAUCUUGUAAGUUCGUAUGUUCUGUUGUUUACUGAACUCAAGAAGAGAAAAGAUCGGACCGUUGAAUCCACACCGAAUGUACUUGGCCUCUUUUCCCGACUUUUCUGUUCAACGUUACUCAACGCUGAGUUCUGCUGCCAUUAUGCCAACGGCUGUGGUCGGUUCAAGCAUAUAAGUCAGAGUAACAAUCCUACUCGUGUUCCCAGCUGUGACACAGCAAAUGGAUGUGGUCAACGAAAGAUCUUUGAAGCAUUCUGUGUGACAAACCGCUGGUUCUCUGUGAGAGGAACUAGCAGCUCAAACCUAGCUCAGGAGAAACCUUUUGAGUAG
This is a messenger RNA of Podospora pseudocomata, 363 nucleotides long. RefSeq lists its product as uncharacterized. Bases 1 to 363 code for a protein of 120 amino acids. The transcript has a single exon. Lineage: Eukaryota; Fungi; Ascomycota; Sordariomycetes; Sordariales; Podosporaceae. The record is from RefSeq and is a predicted model, not a curated record.